This is a messenger RNA of Xyrichtys novacula (pearly razorfish), 20475 nucleotides long. The record is from the annotation of a GenBank genome assembly. NCBI's taxonomy places the organism in Eukaryota, Metazoa, Chordata, Actinopteri, Labriformes, Labridae.
UUUGGCCGCUUCCUCCGGCUCUCAGUCUGAUUACAGCUGCUUGAAGGGACGGGCGACCACGGGAGGGGAACACGGAGGACUUUGGCAUCUGAAAGCACACAGCGAGGAAGGUAAGAGAACAAACUGUCCCUUUUGCCUCUUUAAAUCGUUCGUAAGAAAAAAUAUUAAACCCGAAUUUGUCGAAAAGGGCGACUCUGAAGUUUUAGGCAGAAGUAAUCAAACGAGCUCUCCGCCAAGUGAGCCGAGGAACCAGCAGGAGCAACAACUGGGUGAAUUGAAACCUGUUACUCGUCUAACUUGUUUGGAAGUUUUUCGCCAGAUUUGCUGUGCUGUUUCGACGUUUGGUCGAUAUUAAUGUAGGAGAAAAUGAUCACAAACAUUGGACAAUCCCGAUGGUUCUCUCCCCUACGGUUCACCGUCGAAGAUAUGGGUCAUUUCUUACCCAGCCCUGUCUCUACACCCUUAUUAUACUUCAUUACGUAAUUUAAUUAUAUGGACUUCAGCAGCAGAGGUGGUAUAAAGAUACUCACCGUAAAAGCUCUAUGACCCCUUUCUCUUUAAAAAUCUACUUGGUUUGUUAACAAGACUGAAUGGUAUUGGGUGUUUUUGUGUGAACACGAAUAGUUAGAAAGCAAAAAUGUUGACGAAAUUCUUAAAAUAUAUGUAUUGAGUGUACAUUUUCCAUUUUUGUUUAACAAAGUCAUUUCCUUGUGGUCUGUUCGGGGAAAAACUGUAAAAACAUUGCUCUGUCCCGAGGAAAUUCCUCUCUCGGAGUCACCACACCCUUGUUGUGCUGCUCGGCUACUGUGGCACAGACCCUCAUAUCUCACAGGCUUGUUCCCUGUGUCUUGGCUUGUUCCCGAAACAAGAAAAUGCUCUAGAAACCAAAGGGAACCCUGUAAAACUCUGUCACAGAUCAAACGGACGAAUCCCAUUUGGUUUGAACAGCUUUGCAGCCAAGACAGACUCAAGGAAAUGGAUUCUUAAAAUAUUUUCUUAUACACCUUUCCAGUCAGUACAUGUGUAAAUGCGGGCGCGAGAAAUGUUUGUGCGGCUACUACAGGAGGUAGUGUGUCGUCAUUGUGGAUGAACAGCUGACUGCUGACCAUGCUGUUUGCAGGUAACCAUCAAGAAGAGGAAGUGAAACACACAUGCAACACAAAUCAGUGCCAAAAACAGGGAAAGGAUAUGUUAUGCAAAACCUCUAUCUAGACUGUCUUUGUAUGAUCGCAGAUAUCAUCAUGAGUGAUGUGAAAAUCUCAGUGACCUCUCGCCUAAGUAAUUCAAUCUAGGAUCACCCUGUUUUGAGUGAACUGUUUAAAGUGUUACAAGUAUUGAUGGUAGGGCUGGGCGAUAAAAUGAUAAAAAUAUGUAUCGAAAAUUAAUUUCCCUCAAUAUCAAUAUAAAACAUGGUCGAUAUGCUUUUCGAUAGUCAGCAUUCUGCCAUGUUUUGGUAGACUAUACUAACAGCCAAUGAAAACGGGAGUUGCUCCGGGUCCACUGAACCAAUCAUGUGCUGAAUUAGAACCAAGUAGCAAACAAUUGUGUAGUAGCAGGCUGCAGCUACACGCAACCAUAGCACUUUAGCACAUGAAGCCGACAGCACUGUGUAAAUGAGUGCUACCCCCGGCAGAAAUGCAGAUGAAGGUUCAAUAGAUGAUGAUAUCGUCAACAACACUGGCACGAAAACGUCAGUGGUGUGGAGUUUUUUUUUUUUUUAAGUUAGACAUGAAGCAGAGUAAUGUGCACUGCAAAUUAUGUCGAGUACAUGUUCUCGCAACGUCGGGGAAUAACUCAAAUCUUUUUCACCACCGGAGGCAGCGCCACGUGGCAGAGCACGCACAAUGCAAAAGUUUACAAACCCCGAGGGGAGCAAGGGGCCCGUGGCGCCUGUGCAGCCAAAACAGCCGACCAUUCAGUCUGCUAUCUCUAGCGCAACACCUUACGACAAAACAUCGACGGGACACAAAGACCUCACAGAUGCAGUAACCUAUUGUAUUGCAAAAUACAUGCUACCAAUAAGCACUGUUAAAUUUCAUUUUUUAUAUCGUGAUAUAAAGUGAUAUCGACCAAUAUGAAAAAAAAAAAAUAUUGUGAUAAACUUUUUCCCAAAUCGCCCAGCCCUAAUUGAUGGUAAUUAUAUUAAUAUUUGGAUGCUGUAUGAAGAUGUGAUUUAAACAGGAGAAAAUAUGAACCUCAACAUUGAUAAUCCAGUGACACAUCAGACAUUUUGCAAGGUUAUCUGAGAGUGCAGUCCAUAUAUAAUAUACUGAUUAUAUUUGUUAGGUGGCUAAAUGCGAGGAAUAUUGCUUAAAUAUGUGUUAAUAUCCAGCAGAGACAAGGCAACCAAAGCGAAGCUGUGGCUAAAUAAUAAACCUGUAAAAAUGUUCCUCACCUGUAUUUUGUCUAUAAAAUACCAGGUUAUAGACAAUUUUAAAUGUUCAUGUUAUUUCCCUAAGGCCCAACAUGACGUCAUGUUUGUGAAAACAACAGCCCAAACACACAAGUGGGGUUUAAUUAAGAAUUAAUUUAAACAGGGUAAACAAGCCUGUCAUUGUAAAAAAUGUACCCAGGCUGUGAUUGCUGUGAAUCAAAUAUGUUAGAAAUGAAUUUUACUGGAUUGAUUCAAUCCUUAAUUAAGUUUGUUGUGAGUAUCUCUCGCUCAGAUUUGAAUCAGAAAAAAUAUUGUAAAAUUAACCCGAUAACCUCAGACUUCAGACACCAAAACAUCAUAUCUCAUAUUGAAAAGAUUGACAAGCAUGUGUGCUUUAACUAUAGUUGUACUAAGGUCAGCUCAGAAGACCACGUCAUAGCUCAGUAGGUCAGUAAGAAAGCCUGGAUGUAAAGCUGUUAUCAGUCAAAAGUCCCACAGACAGCCGAAGGAAAUCUCACCCUUGUUUAUUGAUAUUCUGAAGGGCUUUAUAUCUAAGAUUGUUAAAAAAAAAACAACGCUGUAUCAUGUCUCAGUAUCGUCCAGACGGAUUUCUGUCACUGGGAAUUUCCAAAGAGGCCAAUGUCAUACUGAAAGUAAUCCAACUGCAUCUAUUAUCACAACUUUUAUCACACAGGAAGGAGCCUAAUUUAGGGUAUUCACAGUGACGGUUAUACGUAAUCUGAUAGUCACCAACAAACAUGUCCAAAUGAAAAACUGUGUCUGAAGGCUGUGGGGUGUAUCACCCACAGACAGCAUGCAGACCAGAGCAAAAAUCCUCUGUGGAGAGGAGUUAAUCUUUGGGAGAGUUUCCUGUUUGGAUCUUUCAAGGACUCCUGAAACGGACAAUUUAGAAAGCUAAACAUUUCCUCUGAGUCACAUUAGCAGCAAAACCCUCGGGGGUGUCUUCUGAUAGCCUGUUUCUGUUUCAGAUACAGUUCCUGAUUUACACUUGUGGAGCUAGAACGCUAACUAAGCUAAUUUGCACUCAGUAUUUUACCCACAUCCUUAUCUAUUAGGGAAGCUUAUCAGUUCUGACUCAGGUCCGGCUGUACUCGAAUGAAUUGGGCUAAACUUUUAAUUGAAUGUGUCUGAUAAAUUUAAUUAGCAUGAAUAGAUUUCUCUCAUUUUCAGCGUAUAGGUACAAGAUGUGAACUUUAACCAGGCUAAACUCAAUGUAAGUGUUUCACAAGAGUGUUGGAUAUAUACCGUUCAUAUUCACUAAAAAAUCAACAUGUAGAGCAGACUCGCUAAAAAGAUCUCUGCAGAUAUAUAGUCAUAGAGAGUGGGGCUAAAAAGGACAUGUCGAUUUGCUGCAACAAGAACUUAGUGUCCAGUUUUCUGCCUACUUGUUCUUAUUGAGUUAAAUAAGCUUGUCGACAUGAUUGGGUGUCAGUCACAAGGAGCCACAUCAAUUCUGUAUAUCUUGUAAAAAGUUCUCAACCUUUGCUGUAAGCUGCAAUUGUUGAGCGCUUGUAGAUGUGGCACAUGGCUGCAGCUUGAUAAUGAAAGAAAAUCAAACAAAAAUAUGUGUUUCCAGGUAAGUCCUUAACAAUCAGUCACUCAAUACUUACCCCAAGUUGACUGUCUUUGAAUUGUAGUGAAAUCAGCCUCAAGUUUCUAGCCAGUGUUUAAAAGUGAACCAUAUGAGAUUCAGAAAAAAGAUUGAAUUCAGGGUUUGAGAGAGUGCUUUCAAACACCGCUGUAGCACUUACAGCUCUUAUAGCUGUAAGGCACAGAUGGACUAGAAGGAUAAGAGAAACCGUCCUGGUGCUGGUAGGGUGUGCGCAUCAGCAUGGGCUUUCAUUUGUGCUGUGUGUGAGUCGGUAAGGAGGAAUGCAGCACCCCAAGGAUACGGAACAUUAGCUCUCUGGUGGUGACAUCACACUGCAACACAGGAAGAGAGAGAGAGAGAAAGAGAGAGAGGGAGGAGGAAAAAGAAAAGGAUGAGAGGAGGAUAGAGUGAGAGAGAGCGAGAGCCUGGAGGGGGAAGGGUAAAAGAGAAAGAGAGAAAAUGAUGAGUUAGAAACAUGCUACCGCUGAAUCCUGCUAACGCGGCGUGUGCAUGUAAAUUUCUGUAUGCUUUAUUAUCUUUUAUCAGUGGUUUGGGGCAAGACUUAAAAAAACGUAAAUUCAUUCAUGAUUUUCUACCUAAUCUAGAUGAUUCCAUCCCGAAUUUGAUCCAUGAUCCAUAAUUCAUUGACAUUUUUUAAUAUUGUGCUCAUCGAAUAUUAAUCAGAUCCUCUCUUAUGAAGCUUUGGUGUUUCUAAAAUUUCUGCAUAUCUGUUGCUUGUGCAAUCAGACGCCCGUGUUCUAGUUUUGAUGACCACACUUCUUCCUCGCUGCUCUCCUUCAGUCUGUUUGUACCACUUGCAGGACUCAGGGGUGGAUGGAAGGAUAAUUCUGUGUGAUAUUUCUCUCUUUCGCCUCUGCUCUGAGCCGAGCUGUGAGCACUGUGAUAAAUUGGGCUGGGGGAGUCUCAAUGGCUCUGUCCUAUUUUGGGCUCCAACAAGGUUCUCUGACUUUAGCUACUUCUCUGGCCUGGAUCUUGAGCAGCAGCUUCUGUCCUUAAGUUUGAGUCAACCUUGAAAGUUUACCUUAGGUUUGACUUCGCUUCAACUUCAGUAAUCCAGUCCCAGGAAAAACAUUACAGUGCUUUACCAAGUAAAAGAGGCUGAACAAUUAGAGAACUGUUUUCCAGAUGGACAGUUUGUGUGCAUUAUCAUUUGACUUAAGUGAUGCCACCUGAGCUAUCAAUGACGGUAUUUUGUAUAUGCAUAUUAAAUAGGGCUGGGCGAUAAACUGGAAAUUUACAAAUACCGAAAUUUAUGACAAUAACCAACGUCAUUUUGCCCAUGUCGAUAUAUUCGGUGUCAAAUAAAUAAAUAAAAGAAAAGUUGGUUUUGGACGUUUGUAGGUAGGCUAUGGUUUCCUGUCCUUUUAAGACACUGUCCUAUGUCGGAGACGUGACUCCACCCCAUCCAGUCCGUAACAAAGAUGGAAAGACAGGUGAGGAGAUGGAGGACAGUCCAAAAGCUGUAGCGGUGGCUAGGAUAGACAAAGUUACUGUGGGAGGGGGUGAGCAGCUUGUGGAGUAGUUAUCGUUCAUUUAUAAAUAGUUCUCAAGUUGAGUAGCUCAAUAUAUCGUGAUAAUGAUUUGAGGCCAUAUUGCCCAGCCUUAAUAACUGAAUUCGAGCAAAUAAAUCUAUUUUAAAUAAAUAAAUAAACCCAGGUCUUGUUUUUAGUGCUUCAGGUACCAGGCCUGUAAAUGAAGCAGGCUUGUAUCAGAGGCAGGGGCUUUGUGAUCAUAGACAACAUCUCGGUACUAUUUAGUAGCGGCGCAUGCCCCUUGUAAUAACCCCCUUUAAAACUGUUGUUCAGGACUGCUUACUUGUGCUUCCUACCCAUUCUGCUACCGUAAUAACCGUUGUUCUAGCCUACACGCAACAUUUUUGUUCUCAUUCAUGAAACGCUUAAAUCUGGGACAGCUUUUACCAGGGACAGGUCAUUCCACUCAGGGACUGUCCCCGGAAAAUCGGGGACGUCUGGUCACCUUAGUGUGUGGUUCUUGUGGAUGCUAAACUUGUGCAAAUGAGCACAAGUUUGCACACUUGUAAAGCAGACAUAAAAGGUUGAGUGCUCCAAAAACUGCACAUCUGAGAAGCAUUUGAAUGAUCUAUUAAGAAAUCAUCUGGAGCAAAAUGUACAUCUCUCUCUGUGCAAAUAGGCCCCACUGCAAAAUAAUCCUUAUUUGCCGACACCUGUGUUAAAUCCCCACACAUUUAUAGGGAAAUUUUCACAAACUACUCUGGAGUAUAUCUAAGCAUUGUCAUGCUGAAACUCCUCAGUGAUGAAGACAUCAACUCCUCCUCUGGUUGACCUAGAAAUAAUGAAUCUGAUGGCCUACAUAAAGUCUACUGUCAGCCCUGUUAGUAGAUAGAAUGUAGAGUUUAGCUUUGUCGGCAUGAGAGCACACAGAGUGCAGCUGCUGAGUGGAGACGCUGACAGGUGUCAUGUCAGAGUAUAAGGGUUGUUUGUCAGCUAUGCUCUCUAAAAAUUUUGACUCGUUCCUCCAAAAUUCAACAGACCAGAAAGCAUUUAAACUCAGGGUUUGUGAAAGUGAAAGCAGCAACUUUCUGGCAUUUGUGGACAGUAAUCUAAACUCAUACUUGCAUGUUCAAUCUCACAUGCUAUUACUCAGUUACUGUAUCUUUGUGGAAAAGUAAGCCUUAUGAACAACCCUGUGAAUGUUUCAGGAGGAAGAGGAGCACUUGUGUACGUCAGAAUUAAGGGUGAGGGGUGUUGAAAGUGGGUGAGACAUUCCUCAUAGCUGACGUCUUCCCACAUUUUUCACUCAGUCAGACGGGCUUGUGUGUUAGCAUCCAGUGACCUGUUAUUAAUCAUCAUGUGGAAUGCAUUUUGCUGCUUUAAACAAUCAGCGUGUCAAUACUUGACGUGCUAACAGUCUGCAAAUAUUUGCGGACUGUUAGCAAGUCAAGUUGAUUAGCAACUCGAGCCUUUUGUGUAGACACCUAUCGCAUGCAUUCAGCUGCAGGACUGCUUUUGUCACUUUGCAGCAAACAUAUUCAUAAUGUGGCAUAUUGAUUAGUUUGUGUUCAGAUGUAGGUCGGCUGAGCAUCAAGAAUCCGGUUUGUUCACCCACUGGUGCAUCUGUGGUUACUUUUCCCAUCUUUAUUCGGUGACCUCUGGUGACAUCUUCUGCCAAGUUUAGAGAUCUCGUGCUCUGUCCUUUGCUUUUGGCAGAUUACUGAGAGGAAAAAGGUCUUGAGUGAAUUCAAGGAAACUGAAACCUCCUUUUCAUCAAGCCCAUGCCUCACAGUUCAGUGCAGAAGUACCUCUUGAAAUAAAUGUAGUUUUGUAGUUGGUAGAUUUUCUUCUUUCUACUGUCAAAGUGAAUGUAAAGUUGAAACAAAACCUCCAGGUCUCUUUCUAUAUUUUUAUCAGAAUCUGAAGUCCAGGCCUGAUCUGGCCUCUCAAGCACGUUUAUCAGCCUCCCUCAAGGUUGAGCCAUUUAUUCAAGGGGUGUUGUUGCUCUUGCUCUGAGAGGUUUUGCUCUUCGCCUGCAUCGUAAACAUUGUUGAGCAGGUUUCCUCUAUGGAUCUGUCUCUUUAGUGUCUACAGAGCUCAGUCUGUGCAUGCAGCUGAAGUCAUUUACAUUUCAUGACACCUUUUUCUCUUGAAAAAUAAGCAGUUUUUUUUUUUUUUACCCCCAGGUGCCAGAAUCUCAGUAAUAGUCAUCUAUUCGCUCGUAGGCUUCAUAGAAGUCAGAUCACAGCAAAGCCGAUAAAAAUCAUUAUAGACAGGCUAUUUCAACUCUGGAAAAAUGGCAGAAUGAAAAUCUUUGGUCAAAAUGAUCGGAGAGUAAACAGAAGUUUGUUUUGUGCUCAAUAGUGUGUCAGGAUAUUGAGGCAGGUAUUUGUCCAAACCAUUAUCUAGAUAAUUAACAUGAUUAUGGUUAUAUUUUGAAUAUUAUCUGUUGCGUCUUAUAUAAACAAGAGAGAGUUUUUUUUUUUAAGUACUGGGUUAGAUAUUGAGUACCUAGGGAAGCGUAUUCCAUCCACAAAAAAGCAGUUUUUCAAUGUAAUUAUUUUCUGUUCUGUUUUUCGGACAAUUUUUUUUUGGUUUUGUUUUUCAGACUAAUUGUUUUUCCUAUUCUCUAGGAUGAUGAUCAUUUAAAAACUGAUGCUUUUAUCCCCCUCUGCUCGAUUUAUUGGAAGCAAACAUUGCCCACUUGUUUAGUUUAAUCAAGUUUUACUCUCUUUUGGGUUUGAGAUUCUGGAAGAUACUCCUUUCUUUAAGUCAGAUAGAUGGAAUCGUCAUAAGUUUGUCUAUUUUGUGCAGGCACCUCAGGGAUUUGCAUACACUAUGUUUAACUAAUAACAUGCCUUGCUCUCAUUGACCCCGUAGUCGAAGUUAUCUAGGAAGUGGAGAAUAUGCUGCUGCGGUGGUUAACGUUAUCUGAUUGUAUGAGAUUGGAGGACUUGCAGGAUUUGAAGUAUCUCACUUAGGGGGAAAAAAAGUACCAAAAACAGGAUAAAAAUUUAUCCAAAAAACAGAGAGUGGAAAAAAAUAUUAGUACAAAAAACAGAAGAAACAAAAACAAAUUUACUCAAAAAUUUUCUUUUUUUUUUGGAAGUGAAUGCAAUGCGCUUCCAUAAGAACCAGUGUUAGAUUAGUAGAAGUUUUUUGCCAGUCAGUGGUGAUACAUUUCUAAACAUUGCAGAGAAAUGUGCAGGGUUUGGUUAUAAUGACAGAGUUUGAGAUCUGAAUAAAAAGUUGGUUGCGAUUUUGUUUAAUCAAAGCAGAUCUGAUUUUAGUUCUUAAUGCUGCAUGCAAAUAUAGCCGUUUUAAAACAGACAACGCUGUGCAAUUUCACUGAUUUUACAAAGGACUGUGGGGCAUUAUUCAACAGCUGCUGCACUCACAAUAAACCAGGAAAAGAUGCUUAAUUUAUUUUCACAAUCAGGAAUGAAGGGCCUAUUAACUGUGAAGCUCGAGGCAGAUUUUUAUCUUUUUCUUUUAGCUUAUUGAGCGAUCCAAUACCAUUUAAAUCUGGUUGUAUUAAAACUCCUCUCCUUGAUCCAGCUAUUUAAAAUGCACUUAAGUUAGUUAAGAGAGUAGUCAACUGUUUGACCGACAGCCGACUCUGUGGAAGGAUUGAUUCCAGGAUUGUCCGAGUCAAACUUAGUUGAAAAAAAAUAUCUCAGUGCAGUGAUGAAUUUAAAUCUUUCACUCAGCUCUAACUACAGAUCUUAGCGAACACCUGCCAGGAAGAAAUGAAGAGCCAAAUCAGUGACUGUGCUGCGCUAACCAGGAAUGAGAACUUUGUCCUCUGCUACCCCUCACUGGGACAAACAUUAUGCAAGACAGGACCAUUCAUUCAACAACACGUGUUUGAACACAGUCCUCUGCUCAGAUAUCACACCUGCCUCUUUCAGGUCAGAUAGUGAGUGUAUGUGUGGAGGUAAACUGAGGCUUCACUGCUCUUUCUGGAUCCUCUUGAAAAAAGGGAUUUAUACAGCAGAUAUGUCAUGUGAUGGGUUUCUUCUACAGCUGUCCAUAAAAUUCAGUGCCGCUGCUACGAGCAGUUUCAGAGUCUUUCCUUAUUCCCUUUUUAUACAUGAGCUCAUUUAGACAGUUUUUAGAAAAAGUUCCCCCCCUACACCGAGGCCUACUUACCAUAAAAAAAAUCCAGGGCAUGCUUAAUUAUUGAUAGUUAAAUAUAACACGGUGGAGUGCUGUAACAGAAAAGUAAAUAACAAAACAAUGACUCGCUGUAGGCACUCUCAGAUGAUUUUCAGAGGUGUCCUUAAUGUGCGUGUAUGAGGUUAAUGCAGGCCAUGGGUGAAAAUGCCCUAGUUAGUAUUUUGCUAUUCGAGGAAGUUCUGAAUUCUGCUUCACAUUAUGGCUGCUUCCAUUAGUGGACAAAGAGUUAAAGUCAAUGAAAUGAGUGUUAUUUUGUCCAACAGACUGGACUCUCUUCUCUGUUUAUGUGUCUGUCAGACCUGUUUCUAGUGUUGCAGGCUUCAGGCUUCCCUCUUUGGAGGUGGCUGUCUGUGAAGUCUGCACGUGACUUAGUCUGGUGUGUGUGUGUUUUUUAUGGGGAAUGAGACCUCUCCCUGUGCGCACAUUAAGCUUUUAAAUCACAGUUGUGCUCAAAAGUUUUCACAAAGUGUGUUAUCAUGUAAAGAUGCAAGUGUUGGGUUAGUGUAAACCAGUUCAUGCAGCAUCUGUUUGAUGGUGCUACAUGUUAUCUUCUGUAUUGAGUGUUUACAUUUUGUUCUGUGAUCAGUCUAGAGAGUUGAUGGCUGCCUACUUUCAUAUAUAUCUGUUUUUGUACCGGUCUGAGAAAUUUACUGAUUAAUUGUGAUUAAUAUAUUCUUGAAUUCGGAUUUUUUUUGAUUUUGCUGUUUCUCCAAAGAAAGAAAAUCUGAUUUGGCUACAGUUGACUAAUUACUAAGGGUGUCCCGAUGCAACUUUUUUUUUAUAUUUUAUUUUUUUACCUUUGAUACAAUACCAAUAUUGUAGCCUUCAGUAUUUGCUGAUACCAAUAUUAAUCCAACAUUAGCACAAACUUGUGCAUGACUAGUUUUGCACUCAGCUUCUUCUUCAGACUUCAACCAGAAAACACUGUCACAUGGCCGACAUCACUCCGACUCCUUGCUACUUUGUUAGUAUCUUAGUACACACUGUUGUGAUCAUGUGGGCUUUGCCUGCUGGAUCCGGGCGCUGCUAGAUAGAGGUGCUGGGGUGGAAUCUGGAAUGGACUGCUUGUAUUGGAGCGCUGAUAUUGGAGAUUCUAGAUGCAGGGAAUUAUUAUCUGAUGUUCAUUUUUUGCUGAUAUCGGACCGAUAUCAGUAUCAGAUUGGGGCACCCCUACUGCUUACUAGGGGUGUCCAUAUAUAUAUAUAUAUAUGAUCAAUAUCGGUAUCUUAUAGAAAUUUAAAAAGUUGUAUCGGAAACACCCCUACAAAUUACUCUUAUUACUUUGAUGUUACUUGAAACCAAGUAAUUUAGCUUGAUCUCUUGCGAACUCUCGGUUAUAAUGCAAAUUGGUUCUGUGGAUUUGAUACAGCCACAUAGUUUGAAAACAGUGUUUCAGCAGACGCAGAUAUUUAUUCUUCAUUUGAUAGUUACAGAAUAUGUCUUUAAAUCAGCCCUGACAUCUCAGCUGUCUCACAUCUAUUCUUAUAUUGGCACAGAGUUUGCAUACGUUAGUGUAAGGGCAAAGGACCAUUAUUCCCACUAAGUGCCAUGCGCUGCCACUGCCACAGUCAGCAUACUGUGAAAGCCAUCGUCAUCAAUAAGCUGCAUUAUUCUGUCACAGCACAGGAUCUGCAGGACUAGACCCAGUUUGUCAAGCUUCCUGAGGUUGCACCCUGGCAGUUUGCCUGUGUGUGGGUUGUUCUGUGUAUGUUUGUGUUUGUGUCUUCCCUCUAGCAGUGACAGUAUGAUGUAUGGAGCAGCAGCAGCUUGCUAUCACAGAGAACAGGUGGCUCUCUCCAGAGACAAACUGACAACGCACACACUGGCCUGAUUUAAUGUGUGGGAGAGAAAAGCAAUCUGAACAAUUGUCUUUUGAUUCUUGUGGUGAAAAUGGUAGCUGCUGUAACAGUUAGUGAAGGAAGAAAAGACAGAAACCAAUCCAGGAGGGGGGAAUUACUGCGAUUGAGGGAUGUGGACUCACACCUCAGACCAGGGCUGACCAUUUAAACACACGUGCUGCAAAACUUAAACCACCUUAGAGCAGAGAGUUCCUGUUUGAGAUGUUAGGAUUAGUAACAGAGAUGUUGGACAACAUUCAGGUUAAUUCUGAAAGCUUGUUGGCUCCUGCUUCUUGUGUACACGAAGCAUCAUUGUCAUCUAUCUCCUAGACUCCUGUUUACAGCCUCCUGGCAGAAGUUGCUCUCUCUUAGGCUCUGUUUUUGGUCAUGAGGAAAAUAUCCAACUCUCCAACUCCUGGAUGCUCCACCAGCUAGUUGCUCAGUUCAUCUUUCUCCUUUAUACUGAGAGGGUAAAAAAAACAAAACUAAAAUGCAAGUUAACCCAUGGAUCUGUGUAGGGCUGUAAAUUCCUAGUCAACCGGUCGACGUAUUGGUCGAUAUGUACUGAGUCGACCAAAAUUAUGAUUGGUGAACUUGAUUUUUUUCCGCGUCAAGUUACCUUCUAUGGUUGAUUUAAUCAGGAGGAACAUUCCAAGUGCUAAUGGGGGUGUUUUCAGAGCACCAUGUUUCACAGGUAACAGCCUGUCUCAGAGCAACCCCCUUGUUUUCACCAUUUUGGAUUCGCCCAACCCACUGGAGACAGGAAGAUUAAAGAGCGUCCACGUAUAUCAACGUCUGGUGGUUUGUUGAAUAUUCAUAUUUUAGCCUUUUGUGUUUAAUUGCCUUCUUAUGCUGAUAUUAGUAUAUUUCCGCCCCACCAAGCCGCAUUUUCCCCUGCAGCAGAAGGGUUUGCUGUCGGAGUCGGACCAAUUUUUGGUCGAAUUUUAGUUGAAAAUUUCAGGGUUUUAGUUGACCAAUGAAUUUCUUUGGUGAUUACAGCUCUAGAUCUGUGCAAUUAAUAGGGUAUUCACUGGGUCUUUAAAAGUCUUAACAUGUCCAAAAUCCAAUCCUUUGAAUUUAAGUCCUAAAAAUGUCUAAAAAUCUCAUGAAAUGUCUUAAAUAUAAUUUUGAAAGGUCCUAAAUAUGUAUUAACUCUACUUACAAAUAAAUAAUGUGCUGUAGGAAUAAAGAUUGAUUUAAGGUAACGUAAAACGUUCUGAUUUCCCUUCAUGCCUUUUGUCAUUUUUGCCAGUAUGGAUGGGAAAUAGGUCUUAGAUUGUAUUCAUUGCGGUCUUUAAAAAGUCUUAAAGUCUCAAAUUUGACUUGUUGAAACCUGUAGAGAUCCUGAAUUAAUCUUCAUGUUAUCAUCAAACUAUUAAAAAGGGAUGUUUGCAGAAAGAUGAGCAGCUGGCAGACAGCCAGCAUGUUGUCUCAUCACCCACUGCCUCCUCUCCAUUAUUGUCAGCUUGUGGGAGAUGGCUAUUGAUCCCUGUGUGUUUGUGUGUCUUUUCUGGGAAGGUAUGAUUCACUCACUUCUGUGCAUGCACCUUUCACAGCACAGUGGAGUGGGUCAAAAUACAGGGGUGCAGAGAAAAACCAGGAGUGGUUGUAGCAUAUAUGGCCACAGGGAUCUGAAAACGACGCACUUCAGAUCGUUUUUAACGUGUUUGUUAAACACGUUAAAAACUGCUGCUGCAGCCUCCCCGCUCCACAUACUGUGGCUCUCUUCCCUUCCUCACUGCUUUUCCCAGACCAGCACUGACUACUCUGUUUUUCACCUCACACACAGGACGCAGCCCAGGAAAAGGAAGAGGGUGCGGCUCUAAAGCACACUUCCAUCAUCCCUUUUUUUUUUUUUCAGUCGUUCCCACUCUUGACUAUUUCUGGUUUCAUUGUUUCUCCUCCCUCCUCCGUCUAGCUAAAAAGCAUUUCUAUCCCACAGACAAAAAUGAACUAAAUGUUUUCUCUUGGUCCUGCAGAUGGCUGCUAUCAGAAAAAAGUUGGUGAUUGUUGGGGAUGGAGCGUGUGGGAAGACAUGUCUGCUCAUCGUCUUUAGCAAGGACCAGUUCCCAGAGGUUUACGUCCCGACUGUGUUUGAGAACUACAUUGCUGACAUUGAAGUUGACGGCAAACAGGUACUUUCUUUUCCUUUAGUUUGAUGCAUUUACCUUUUACUGUCUCAGGUACAGUGCUGACAAACCUUAUGUAUACUGAACUGAUAUCAAAAAUUUACCAGGUUAGUUACUUUAGACUUAAGUCUAAGCUAGUUUUCACAUUAUUAAGAUGCGUACAAGCUGGCAAACUUGUUUUACUCAACAGGAUUUCAAAGAAUUUUUGAUUAAGACACUUUUUUCUUUAAAUGUAUAAAUACCAGAGGUGGGAGAAAAAAUCAAUACAGUAUAGUAUCGCGAUAUUUUAUCUGGUGAUAUAUCGUAUCGUCUCAUUUACCAAGUAUCAAUUUUUUCAAAUCAAUUGUUAAUAUAAUAUGAAGUCAAAUCUAUGGUAAUGGAAAAAUAAAUUUAACUUUGUCCAGUGAGGUUAGCAGAAGUGACAUCAUAGAGCAGGAGAAAGUGCAACAAAUACAGCAGCACCUGGGGAAGGACAUUAGGAAUACAAGCAGGGCACAAAUGAGAUGGACCUGACACAUAAGGUUUGCAAGAUGUGCUACAUGAAAAUAAAAUACAGUGUAAAUAAGACAAACAUAAAGGAAAGACAAAUGCCAAAUUAGCUAAACAGUUGAAAAAACUGUAUAAAUCACAAUAUAUCGUAUCGCAAUGCUCACUGCAUUGCAAAAUGUUACAAAUAGCAAUAAUAUCAUAUUGUGGCACAAGUAUCGUGAUAAUUCCCACCCCUAAUAAAUACCUUUUGUUGAUGUUACUUAUGUACUUAAUCUUAAAAGAGAGAGGUCACGUAUUAAGCGCCCCCUCCAUCCAAGAGUGUAGGAUAAUAUCCUGUGGGUGGAAAACCUGUGAAAAGACAUAAACACAGACUAAGACAAGACCUUAUCUGGAGCCACAGUCUAGGUUUUUGGAUGUUGUUGGACAAGGGUGUUUUAAGGUCACAACCACCUUUGAUUUUGGGCUCAAUGAUUAUGAAGUUUCCGAGUUUCCGAGUUUGAAUUCAGACUCAUUUUGGGGUACUUAGGAUGAAGUAUCAGACUAAUUUUUAAAAUCAAAUUGAUUGCACCAAGAAUGUUAAAAACUAUCCCAUCCCUGGGUCCUUGGGUGACACUGCACCCCAAAUUUCUCCUGGUGUGUUUGAAUGUGUAUAACCUGAAUGAGAUAAUGUGGAUGGUCUCAGACAACAGUAUCUUCUCCCAUCAGUGUAUAAAAACAAUCUAAAUGGGUGGAUGUGAAAAGUAGUGUAAAAGCUUUUUGAGUGCUAAGAAAGACGAGAAAAGUGCUUCAGAAGUCCAUUCACCAAUCUGUUUUACUUUGACAGGCUGGGUUUAAAUGAAGGUCUUGUACUUAAAAAUAGUCCAAAUGUUUUUUUUUUUAAGUGUGUCUUUCACUCAUCGUUAACUCACAGUUAAAUUGUUGCCCUCGUGUUUUAAAUAUGACCCCAUUGGCCCCGGUGGGUGAGAACCACACGCUGACAGGGAUAAGUGCCUGUUGUGAACUAUCCUUGGGUAAUCUAUUGUUAUAAAGCAGCAGACCUCCAGCCAAUAACAGGAAGUAGAUCAGUGCCACCUUCCUGCCUGGCUGAACCCUCUCCUACACGCACACUCACGCACAUAGACACACACACACACACACACACACACACACCUCAUCCCACCUCAUACAUCAUGACUAAUGUCCUUUUUCCUUCUCCUGUUUCCUGCGCUGUGUUUUACAAAGUUGACUCUCCUCCAAGCUUCUCUCACACAUAAACAAUGUAUGAUGGAGUGAAAUAUACUUAACAGAUUAUUGUUGGUGUUGAAAAUCAACUUCUCCCUUGUUAUCGUCAUUCUUGGAUCAUGUUGAAGUUGUUUUAAAAAAUGCAAAAGAGGGCUGGGCAGGCCGACUCCUGAGAGACCCCUGCUGGUCAAAGCUGUUGCUGGGUUUUUCAAGAUAGGGUCCGUAUUCAGGUGCAGCUCAGCCUGCUUUUUUCUAUUUACUGACGAAAAAUGUCUACGAAAGGUGGGAAAACAGUAUGACCAUCCAGUCCCGCCAAGGUAAGCAGAUGGUCAGCCGACCAGCAACACCUGGCGGUCUAUGAGAGGAGGGAGGCAUCAGAAACGUCCAGAUGAAUCCCCUGAAUACUGCACUUGCUCUCUGGUGGACACUCAAAACCAUUUAAACUGACUCGGGUCUGUAUGAGGCACAGUUUUCCAGCUGGGAUUGUAAUGUGGGUGAGGUUACGGUACAGUUAAGUCAACAGGGUGGAGGACCAAGACCAAAUCUAAGAGGCUUGAACACAUGCCACAUGAUGUAUUCAUGCAAUGACACUUCUGGGCCACUGAGUACAGGACAGUCCUUUAUGGAGCUGUUGUGUGUUUGCCACCUCUGUUUCAGGCCGAGUUACUUUUUAGGAGUUUGUUUUAUCUGGAGCAGGUCAGGCACUAAAGUUUAACAGCCUAAGAGAAGCCCGUGGGAUUCCUGUCCUCCUCUGGGAGUAGCUUUUUAGGCUUGAGAGGAAUUAAUCUUUUAAAUGCUGUUUUUUUCUUUUUUUCUUUUAUGUUUCUUACCUCUUGAUAACUGUGAAGUGAAAAGUCAGUUUUUUGACUUUGUUUCUUUCUGUUUCAGGUGGAGUUAGCGCUGUGGGACACAGCAGGUCAAGAAGACUAUGACAGACUGAGGCCACUAUCUUACCCUGACACAGACGUCAUCCUCAUGUGUUUCUCCAUAGAUAGUCCAGACAGUUUAGGUAAGUCUGGAUUUACUGCUCACCUACUUAGCCUGGCUGAAGCUGAUCUCUACAAGUUGGAAUCAUCAGAAAAGACCAACUUUCUAUUAAUUAUCUAAUUUUUGCAUGCUUGUGUUUAGCAAGUCUUUCAUUAAAUGUGCACAUUUUCUGCUUCAAGGUGCGCUUGUCCCCCAGUGCACCAAAGGUAUCUGUCACUACAGUCCUGUUAGCUGCCUGUGUGCAGUGCACUAUUAAGAGUAAAUGACCAGCUUAAGUAAAUUUAGUGGUUCCACGCAUGAUGUUGCUUGGUUACAAUUUAAAUGAAUAAUUCAGAAGUUGUGACAAAACAAAAUAAAACAAAUGCUCGACCUCUUUUGAAUUUACUCUUUUGAAUCUCCGCAUCUUUAUUUGAAAUUCUUUUGGUUUCCAUAUUUAGUUAUUACAAUUUGAAAAAAUGUGGAAGUAUUCCUUUAAUCAAACCUAAUGUCGUCUAGGAGCUUCAGAAUCUGUCUGCAGUUUCUGGGAGCAGCUAAUACUGAAGUAUGUCCACACGCUCUUGAGGAAAAUGUCUUGUUUAGAUAGACUCGAUCCUCAGGGCUCUCUCUCACAGUGUUUUGACCUGGGCAGUGCCACAGAUGGUUUUCCUCCUCUAUCACAGCAUGGCAUCUCCCUCUAGACAGCACAGAUUUUGGCGAGUGGACCAUGUUUCAGGGAGGGGUCAGUAACCCCUGAAUGUUUAUGUCUGUACAGUCACGAGGGAACAGUAUUGGCCUCUCCCAACUGUCCUUGUAGGGAGUAAAGUCAGGAACUUUCUGCGCAGAGACAAACUCUUGAAUUUUUUUUUUCCAUUCUUGCAGAGAACAUUCCUGAGAAAUGGACGCCUGAAGUAAAACACUUCUGUCCCAACGUCCCAAUCAUCCUCGUGGGCAACAAGAAAGACCUGAGAAAUGAUGAGCACACACGCCGAGAGCUGGCCAAGAUGAAACAGGUAUGCGUGGACAGUCACUCCCCCACUUUGUAAACCAGUAGAUUGGACCAUACAUGGUGAUAUCUCUUUUUUUGCCUGACAUAUAUUUUGUUUUGUUAUUGUUAUCCGUUUUCAUUACAUAUAUAAUGUAAUAAACUAAAACUAAAGAAAUGAUCAUUGAUUUUAGAAAGAAGAUCUCACCCUCUUACCCUGUUUUUAUCCAUGGUCAGGGGGUCAAAACUGUUACACAGUAUAAAUAUUUGGGUAUCUGGGCACUAUUCUUGACCGCAAUCUGACAAUUUGUCAAACACUGAUGAGGUGUGUGCUAAGGUCCACCAGCGCAUUUAUUUUUAUCGUAAAUUGAGAUGUUUUAAUGUGGAUUCCUCUUUUAUGAAAAUGUUUUAUUCUGCUGGUUUGGAUCCCUCACUAUAAAGGCUAAAAAAAACUGAACAGAAUCACAAAAGUUUGCAGCAAGAUGCUGGAGUUCACUUUGCGGACCUGUCAGCCCUGUACAGAGCCAUACUGGCCAACCCCAGCCACCCGCUACACGUUGGGUAUAACUUCUUCCUUUUGGUCACCAGUACACCGUACCGAAGUGCAGAACCAACAGGCAUACGAAUUCCUUUGUCCCUGUGACCAUUGGUUUUAUCAACAACUUGUUGAGACUUGCCAUCCUCAAAAUCUGUGCACCAUCUAUUAAUAUGUGAAUGAGUGUUUACUAUGUGUUUUUUUUUUAUUGUACUUCUCUCUUAUUACUGCUUCCUGCAAAAAGAAUUGCCCCUCACAGGAUCAAUAAAAUUUCUGUCAACCUUUCAACCAAUCUCACCUGUUAUGAUAAUGUUUGGCUUGUGCGAUUACCUCGCAGUGACUCUGUCAAGUGUAAGGUUAACCAAUCGGACUCUAAUUUUUAGAUCCAUCGCAUCAUUUCAACCCAGUGUUUGUGUUCUGGACUUUUAGGAGCCUGUUAAGGCCGAGGAGGCUCGAGACAUGGCCAACCGCAUCAGUGCCUUUGGCUACCUGGAGUGCUCGGCCAAGACCAAGGACGGUGUGAGGGAGGUGUUCGAGAUGGCCACCAGAGCAGCACUGCAGGUCCGCAAACGCAAGAAGAGGGGCGGCUGCCAGUUACUGUGAGGGGGGCGGGGUUUGUGGCCCAGUCAGCUCCUGAGGGUGGACUCCCUUCUUUCCACAAACGGCAAACUUAAGAGAAACCUUAAAAUCAAUGGCUUCCGUGGACUAUACUUAAUUCACAGAUGCAGAAACACCACAGGAGAAUAUGAGACUGACACGCCUGUUUAAAAGCAAAACAAAUCCUCCUUCUUUGAAAAAGUUAAUUUCCUUUACUUCCCACACAAGGUUUAAUUUCUGAGGUUUUCUGUUUCCUUUUUCUGCACCAGCACACCAGCCUGUAUGAGUGAAGGACCCGCCCCCUCUUCCAAUACGAAUGUAUGUUUGUAUUUAUAUGUGCAUAUACUUUACAAAUAUAUCAUGCAUCCGCCUCUUUGUCGUGAUUGUUUACAGAGAAGGGGUUUUUAUCGCACGUCUGCUCGCUGUCUUCUUCUCCGCUCUCAGCCUCAAGUGAAUUUUUAGUUUUGCAUUAACGGUUUUCAACAUUAAUAUUAUUACACAAGUGUUAUCACUAUAUCUUCAUCAAUGAUCCAUCUACAUUUUGGUUCAUUUUUACCUUGAAACCUUUAAAGGUCUUCUCACUUAAAAUGCUGAGUCACCAUAGCUUCUUCCUCUUCCUCUUCAUCAUGUCUCAUCUGACAUGAUGGGGUUAAUUUUGGCUCGGUUCACUUUGAAAAUCCACUGAAACCCAUAAUAACUGCUGCACCGCACACUGCCAGUGUGGAGAGGUUUGGACUGCACCUCCAUCUCCCUCCCACGGAGAUGGCUUAAACUGGCACUGGAGACAGAGGUCUAUUGUCACAUAGAAUUCUGUCACACUCGCACUGAACCUGACAGACUCGCCUCUCAGCAAUACGUAACCAUCCGCCUCCUGUCUGAACUCUGCACAGCUGGUGCACAUCCAGUAUGCAGUCAUAAUGUGUCGCUGUGCUUUCGGUUUUCUAAGGGUUUGUGCACAACGGGAACAUAAUAGACGCACGCCAAGUGCAUCCACAUUUAUUUUCAAGCAAAUAACAGGUCCAAAAAUCCAGCUGACAUCUUUAUUGACUGCUUGAUGUUUUAACCCAGAUGCAGUCUCUUCAGUCAGUUUACUAGGUUUUCUCUCCGAGUUCAAAUCAGGGCUUUAACUGUGUAUCAGGCCUUUAAUUGGCACAGUAGGAACAUUCCUUGAAAGAUGUUUGGAAAGCUUGAAUAUCUGAGUGCAGUGCUAGAUUAGUAGCCUUUAAAACUCAAGUAACAGAGUGUGUAUUUACCUUAAACAUCUGCAGCGAAAUGCUUAGUUUUCUUUAUUAACAGGUGACGUGAACAAAAAGACAGAAACCCCAGAGAGCAGACUUUAUGGCCAAAAUAGUUUAAAACAGUCAUUUCCAUUUGUGUUCUUGUGUCAGAAUCAUCGAAGGAAGUUCAUCGUCUUCCAGGUAGUCCUCUAAAGCAGUUGGUGUGUGUGUCUGUGAUGUGGUAUGUACAAUAAAAUAGGCCAUGCUCGUGUUUGAGCCCUGAACAAACAGUAUCGGAGCAGACUCGACGGUUCCAGCAUUGAUCUUACCACCAUCAUAAGCUACAUCUGUGGUGAGCUUUUCUCUUAAGAUCCAGAGUGAUCUGAAUGUUGUCAGCUUGGGCUAAUCCUGCACAGUGCCUCUUUGUUAUGUUGAAACACAUUAGUUGAAGAGAAAAUGUUGAUGACACUUUUCAAACAGGGGUGAGGUGUGUUGAAUGUCUGAAUGAGACAAACAUGUUAAUAAAGUAUUUUUGAAAUACUACAGAAAUGUAACUUGGAGUGCUUCCGGAAACAUAACCCACAUUUGAGAUGCUUUUUAAUUUAUUUUUAGUGCAUUUGGAUUCAUUUUAUAUCCAUCAAAACGACAACUUCAUAAAAUAUCUGAGACAAAAAAACAACAAAUGAUUCAAACAAUUUCCAGCUCAGGUUUGUCUAGUAUAACAACAAAGGUUUAGACAUUUACUGUGCCUUCUUUUGAUGUUUUAUAAUAGUUUGUUUUAACCAUAGACUGUAUAUACUAUGGACAAUUUGGCUCCACCUUCCGACAUUACACGAAUUUGAA